This is a messenger RNA of Paramormyrops kingsleyae, 1760 nucleotides long. RefSeq names its product WD repeat domain 12 (gene wdr12). Gene Ontology annotation, molecular function: protein binding. The record is from RefSeq and is a predicted model, not a curated record. Gene Ontology annotation, biological process: maturation of 5.8S rRNA from tricistronic rRNA transcript (SSU-rRNA, 5.8S rRNA, LSU-rRNA); ribosome biogenesis; maturation of LSU-rRNA from tricistronic rRNA transcript (SSU-rRNA, 5.8S rRNA, LSU-rRNA). NCBI's taxonomy places the organism in Eukaryota, Metazoa, Chordata, Actinopteri, Osteoglossiformes, Mormyridae. Gene Ontology annotation, cellular component: preribosome, large subunit precursor; PeBoW complex.
CCUCGGCUACCGUUGGUCUACAGCGUAUCGGUAAAUUUGAGAGUCGGAAAGAAAUAUCUAUAGAAACUAUCGAACGAAGACAUUAAUUUUGUGUACGACUAACUGCCUUACUUGCGAACUACGAUAUAACAACGUCUGAUGUGUGUUUUUUUUUUUACGGUAGUUCGAGUGAUGAUCGUUUAGACACACAUGGUUCUGGUGGCGCACAUGUUUCUAGUAGUCGCUACUGAUCGGCGUGUUUUCGUUCUACGUGGGUAGACCCUAUUUUUUCCAGGGAUCAAAAAUCAAAAUAAUUAAUAGAAUAGCAGCUUUAAAUAACAGGAAAAAUGUCUCAGCUACAAGCGAGAUUCUUCACAGAAAAUGAAAAGUAUAAAAUCGAUGACGUCCCGUUCUCCAUCCCAGCAUCGUCGGAGGUAAAGGAUCUUAGUGACAUCAUUAACAAGCUGCUCGAAGGGAAAUACGCUGCCCACAGCCAUGUUGACUUUGACUUCUUGGUCAGAGGACAGUUCCUUCGCAUGCCGUUGGUUGACCACAUGGAAGCCGAGGGCAUCACAACAGAAGAGGUGGUGGAGAUUGAGUAUGUGCAGAGAUUCACGGCUCCUGAGCCUGAGGAGUGCAUUAUGCACGACGACUGGAUCAGCUCCGUGGAGGCCGACAUGGAGUGGAUCCUGACCGGCUCCUACGAUAAGACUGCGCGGAUCUGGUCGCCGGAGGGGAACGCUGUAAUGACCGUGGCGGGUCACGGGGACGUGGUGAAGGACGUUGCCUGGGUGAAGAGAGACGGGCUGACUUCCCUGCUGCUCACCGCCUCCCUGGACCAGACAGUGGUGCUGUGGGAGUGGAGCUCGGAGCCAAACAAACUCAAAGCCCGCCAUUGCUGUCGGGGGCACGCCGGCAGUGUGGACUCCGUCGCUGUCGACCCCACGCAGACCAAGUUCUGCAGUGGCUCCUGGGAUAAAAUGCUCAAGAUCUGGUCUGCAGUCCCCACAGACAAAGAGGACGAGUACCAGGAGAUGCCGGACAGACCACGGAAAAAGCAGAAAACCGAGACGCUGGGUCUGACUCGAACCCCCCUGAUGACUCUGUCUGGACACACUGAGGCGGUCUCGUCCGUGCUGUGGUGUGACAGCGAGCAGGUCUGUAGUGCAUCCUGGGAUCACACCAUCCGGCUGUGGGACCCAGAGACCGGGAGCCUGAAGUCCACUCUGACUGGCAGCAAGGUGUUCAACUGCAUUUCGUACUCCCCGCUGUGCCGGCGGCUGGCCUCCGGGAGCGCUGACCGCCACGUCCGGCUGUGGGACCCUCGUUCCAAAGAUGGAUCCCUGGUGCUGCUCUCCCUCACGUCGCACACGGGCUGGGUGACGGCGGUGCAGUGGUCUCCUACGCACGAGCAGCAGCUAGUGUCCGGGUCCCUGGACUGCAUGGUCAAACUCUGGGACACUCGGAGCUGUAAGGCUCCCUUGUAUGACCUGGCAGCUCAUGAAGAUAAAGUGUUCUGUGUGGACUGGAGGGAAGAUGGGCUUCUGCUGAGCGGGGGGGCGGACAACAAGCUCUACACCUACAGAUACUCGUCCUACGUGUCUGGUGCUGGGGCAUAACUGGGCUCCACAACGGGCCGCUCGGCCAAACGGGGUGCGUGGGAUACUGGGGGAUCCAUCUAUAAAUGAAAGUGUUAUUUUUAUGGUCAUUUUAACUCGUAAUGAUUCACUGAAUAUUGUUACUGAUUGUAUGAUGAAAGAAUUAAAAAUGUUAAAAAGGUU